AUGAUAGCAGACAAUAUGUCGAUAAAUGGAGAUAGUAAUAAUGAUCAAUUAACAGCAGAUGAGAUUGCAUUAUAUGAUAGACAAAUUAGGUUAUGGGGUAUAACUACUCAAUUAAGAUUAAGAACGACUAAGAUAUUGAUUAUUAAUUUUAAAGGAAUUGGAACUGAAAUUGUUAAAAAUUUAGUACUUGGAGGUAUAAAUACAAUUGAAAUAUUAGAUGAUUCAAUUAUUAAACCUGAAGAUUUCACAUGUCAAUUUUUCUUACCUAAUAACGAUGAAAUUAUUGGAGAAUUGAAAUUACCUCAUGUUGUUGAUAAUAUUCGAGAAUUGAAUAAUCGAGUUAAUUUAAAUAUAAAUACUCAAACAUUAUAUGAUAUGAAAGAUGAUUAUUUUAAAAAAUUUGAUUUAAUAAUUGGUACAGAAUUGAAUAAAAAAGAUAUGAUUUAUAUUAAUGAAAUUCUGAGAAAUUUAAAUAUUCCAUUAUAUUUAUCAGGUACUCAUGGAAUGUUUGGUUAUAUAAUUACUGAUUUAAUUAAACAUGAAUCAACAAAAGAACAAAAUAUUGGCAAUGUUAAAAGAAUAAUUGGUACUAAAUUAUCACUUCAUAAAACAAUUUCUCAAAUUGAAAAAAUAUCUGGUGAAGAUGAAAAAGAAUUAGUUACUAUAACUGAUGAAUUUUCACCAAUAAAAACAAUAUUUAAUUCAAAAAAAUUAAAAGAUCAAUUAACAAAAAGACAAUUUAAAAGAAUAUCUCCAUCUUUUCCAAUAAUUUUUGCAUUAUUAGAUAUUGAAAAACCGGAAAAUGUUGAAGAUGAUGUAUCUAUUGAGUUAUUGAAAAAGAAAACCCUUGAAGUUUGUAAAGAUUUAGAAAUUCCUCCUGAAUUGAUCACUGAUGAUUAUUUCCAAUUGUUAAGUCGUCAAGCAUUUACUGAAUUUGCUCCUGUGACAGCUAUUUUAGGUGGUGCUUUAUCACAAGAUGUCAUUCAAUUCUUGAGUAAAAAAGAAAGUCCGAUUAAUAAUGUAUUAAUUUUAGAUUCUGUAAAACUGGAAAUGCCUAUUUAUCAACUAUAA
Messenger RNA from Candida tropicalis MYA-3404, 1071 nucleotides. RefSeq names its product E1 ubiquitin-activating protein. Bases 1 to 1071 code for a protein of 356 amino acids. The transcript has a single exon. Gene Ontology annotation, cellular component: SUMO activating enzyme complex; cytoplasm. The record is from RefSeq and is a predicted model, not a curated record. Lineage: Eukaryota; Fungi; Ascomycota; Pichiomycetes; Serinales; Debaryomycetaceae. Gene Ontology annotation, biological process: protein sumoylation. Gene Ontology annotation, molecular function: SUMO activating enzyme activity.